Molecule: messenger RNA, 1476 nt
Organism: Aspergillus aculeatinus CBS 121060
Lineage: Eukaryota; Fungi; Ascomycota; Eurotiomycetes; Eurotiales; Aspergillaceae
Product: initiator tRNA phosphoribosyl transferase family protein
Exons: 5
Coding region: 1-1476 (491 amino acids)
Biological process (GO): charged-tRNA amino acid modification
Cellular component (GO): cytoplasm
Molecular function (GO): tRNA adenosine(64)-2'-O-ribosylphosphate transferase activity
Source: RefSeq, a predicted model, not a curated record
AUGGACCCCUCGUUCCCCUCCUCCCUCGCCGCCCUCCACUUUCCCUCCUCCGAGCAGCAAUCCAUCAGCCAGACGCUGACGGCGCUGCGCCGCUCCGCCCUGACCGUGACCAACCGGCUGACCAGCAUCGCGACGGACGCGCAGUUCGUGGCCGAGGUGCGCGACCACUACGCCCUCCCGUUGAUCGCCAACGAGCGGUGCGGCAGCUGGUAUAUCGCGCCGCGCGACAAGACGGGCAGCGUGUACUUCAAGAGCACGGACGGACACACCGGGGUGUGGGAUUUCAGCUCGCGUAGACUCAAUCUGCAGGUGUUGGGGGUCGCGGGGCAAUAUGGUGUUCUGGUGCAGAUGGAUGCUAAGAUCUUCCGGGGGGAGGGUUAUAGAUGCAUAAUCGUAGAUUCGACGCGGCGGGGUAAAUUAAUGCCGGACGCCCUGUCGAAAACAAUCCCCAUCUGGACGGCCGUGCUCAACCGCGCCCUCUUCCCCGACGCCCAAGCCUACCACCCCGUGCAAUUCCCCCCGAACUUCCUGCCGGCCUCGGAAGAAUCCCAGAUCGAGCGGCGGAUCGACGGCUUCGUUAGGGACUUGCUGAACCUAAACCUCUCCCUCCCCACCCUCCGCACCCAACUCGCCCGCCCCAUCCGUCUCGCCUGGGCCAACAGAGCCUACUUCCACCCGACCACGCUCACUGCCUCCCCGGACGGCGAAUACAACCUCUUCGUGCUGUGCUCGGCCUCGAAGCGCGUGCACGGCGCCGAGAUCUCCGCCGGCGGGUACAUCCAGGGCGCCGGGGACGACAGCGAGAGCUGGGCGCUGGGGCUCACGCCCCCGCUGUUCUGGGCGCACAAGGACGAGCUAUUGCGGCGGAAUGAGGAGGACAUUCCCGGGUUGAUUGCGGAGUUGCUGGCGCGGGAGAAGGAGGGGAGAUCUCCUCCCGGUGGGCACGAGCAGGGGGCGGAAGGGAAGGCGGUGCGGAUUGCUCCCACGAGGAAUCUGUUUCUGGGGCGAGCGGGGGAUUUUGCAGACACAAAGGGUGGGGUGGGGUUCGAUCUGGUGGUGGAUUGUAAUGCCAAACCCGUCCAGUCUGACGCUCCGGCUGACGAGGAGACGACGGCUGCGCAAGGCAGGAGGCUGGAUCUGGGCUGCGGACCGGCGAAAUUGGGCAGUCGAGAUCUGCGCAAGAACCUCGACCGCGUGCGGGAGUUCGUCAGGGAGCAUCUGUUGCACAACCCGGAGGCGUCGGUGCUGGUCGUGUGCGAGUCGGGCCGGGAUCUGUCGGUUGGCGCGUUGUUGGCGAUUCUGUGUUUGUUUUAUGAUGACGAGGGAAACUUCACCCCCACCGAGAGGAAGAGUAUCGGCAAGCAGUUCAUUCGGCAGCGGUUGGCCUGGAUCACCCUGUGCAAGCCGGAUGCGAACCCCUCGCGCUCGACCUUGCAGUCGGUUAAUGCGUUCUUGAUGGAGAGGCCGGAUUAUUGA